AUGCUGCGUGCUCUGAGGGUGGACAGCACUUGCAUAGGUGCAGCAUUGGCAGUGCUGCUCUGCCUGAACCUGAUCGAACUGGGUUAUUUAUUCAACAGCCAGCGUGGCGGCAUUGACCAUGGCGGUAGCCAGACAACAAAUCUCCUGGACGGUCAUGCAGGCACUCAGCGCCUGGCAAUCAGUGCAGGCCGCUCUGGGAGCAGGCAUAGCCGCAUGGCAGGCUCCCCUUUGAUCAGGCAGCAGGAGCCCGGCGACAGGCCGCCGGGCCGCUUAGUCACCCAGUGCAGCGAGGCCCGGCCGGAGAUCACAUGCGCAGUGUUCAUUCUGUUCUCCUGGAACUACGAGCUCUUCCUGACCUCACUGCAGACCUAUGAGGCUGCCGGUUACGCUCGGCGCAUAAUUGUUGUGGACAACUCUGACAGCCACCGCCUGGUGAACGCGAUAGUGGGUGAGGUGAUUCCCACGCGCGUGCAGCACACCUUCUCGCAGCUGCAGAACUUCAUGGCCAGCAUCGCCGUCGAACGGGACUACACUUACUACUUCUGGGGUCAUGCUGACGUGGCUCUCAUGGCGUCCAAUGCAACUGCCACAUUCUCUGAGGAGAUCUUUCGAUGCAUGGAGCAUGUCAUGGAUCAACACCCCAACUGGGGCAUCCAUUACUUCGCCUACGACUGGUUCUCCGCCAUCCGGACCUCCUUGGUACGCCAGGUGAAGUACGACACGUUCGUGACCGUGUACAUGAGCGACUGUGACUUCUACCCUCGCGUACGAGCGGCCGGCUUUGAAACACUGAACGUCGCGAACACUUGUCCCGACAUCAAUAUAUCGGUGUAUGAUCUGGUGAGGCCGGUGGUGCUCCCGCUGCACAACUAUGAGAAGAUGCGCAUUAUGCUGGAGGGGGAGAAGAAUGUGACCGUAGACCGCAAUGCAUGGAAGCGGCGCGAAUGGCGGCUGGGAGAGGACGUCGGCUGGGACACCUGGGAAGUGGCGUCCCUCACCUACUUCAGGGCAAAAUGGGGGACAAAGCCGGAGGGCGGAGAUGAGUGCAAGCAGGUCGAGCUUGAUACAGAAGGCGGCAAGAUCCUGAGGCAACAGCCCUUCGAGGGUAACAAGCCGCUCUACACAAGACGGCUUACCCACAUACUGGGCUGA
Messenger RNA from Coccomyxa subellipsoidea C-169, 1152 nucleotides. RefSeq lists its product as hypothetical. The coding region runs from base 1 to 1152 and encodes 383 amino acids. The transcript has 7 exons. NCBI's taxonomy places the organism in Eukaryota, Viridiplantae, Chlorophyta, Trebouxiophyceae, Coccomyxaceae. The record is from RefSeq and is a predicted model, not a curated record.